Pleurotus ostreatus (oyster mushroom) is the source of this 909-nucleotide messenger RNA. RefSeq lists its product as uncharacterized. The record is from RefSeq and is a predicted model, not a curated record. Lineage: Eukaryota; Fungi; Basidiomycota; Agaricomycetes; Agaricales; Pleurotaceae. Bases 1 to 909 code for a protein of 302 amino acids. The transcript has 3 exons.
AUGGAUAAUUGUCCAUCCGAGAUAUGGGACAGGAUCUUUUCUUUUGCGUGUAGGGACGAUGGCUUCACUGGACGAUCAUUGGCGUUGGUGUCGAAAUACAUGCGCGAUGUCUCGAGCCCGACGCGGUACCAGUCCUUGAAGGUGGAGGGCCUUGAUCAGAUGUUGGGAUGCGCACGCGUGUUGGAAAGCACCCCUGCUACUAACCGUCGAGUCCGAUACCUGUUCCUUUCCACCGCCCACCCUGAUGAGCAGGAGCCCAAGCCAUCCACACAGAAUACGCUUGACCUUAUAAAACAUGAGGCCCAGAUUCAGCAGGCAAUGGUACAAUUGCUAUCCAUCGUGGCGUCUUCUGUGCAGGUUCUCUACGUCAUGUUCACGUUUCGUCGAAGUCUUAUGCUUCCAGCAAUGACCCUGCCAGCCCUCUCUGAACUUACGCUUUAUGGCCCCUUUCCUGACGACGAGACAAAUCAAUUGAUUUUCGAGCCAUACCCCUCCUUGCGACGGCUCCAUCUCGCGAAUAUACCAUACUAUCCGUCGGAUCAGCGCAUCCCCAGCAUCGCACCUAGCCUCACCCAUCUACGCGUAUCGGCCAGGGAAUCUGACUUUCUCGACUUCAUUCGCAGACUCGCCAGGGUCAUAGACCUCCAGGACCACAUUGACGGUACUAACGGCAUCAUCGGUGGCAACCAGCAACUCAAGCUCCCAGACACCCUGCAGCGCAUCCUAUUUGAGCCCAGCCUCGAGCAACCUUCCUUCGGGGGAGGCUGGUUCAUGUCCAGCUAUCAGUACCUUCUGACGAUGAAGGAGAUAUGGCAGGUCGCGCGGAUCGACGAUAGGUGGAGUUUCCACGAAGCUGAAGCUGAUUGGAUCGAACGUAUCAACGGCGGACAGGGCUGUUGGAGAUUUUGA